AUGACAGAGGAAACACCAAGAUAUGCCGUAGUUACUGGAGCAAACAGAGGAAUUGGAUUGGAGAUCUGCAGACAAUUGGCGAGCAAAGGGAUUAGGGUUGUUUUGACAUCUAGAGAUGAGAACAGAGGAUUUGAAGCUGUUGAGACACUGAAGAAAGAGAUUGGAGUUUCUGAUCAAAGCCUUGUCUUUCAUCAGCUCGUGUCUGUGAUCCUACUAGUAUCACAUCUCUUGCCGAGUGUUAGUGGUGUAAUAACUGAUGUUGAUGCUUUAAGAGCAGGAACAGAAAAAGUAGGUUUCAAUUGGGAGGAAACUAUCACAGAGAAUUAUGAGCUAGCUGAAGAAUGCAUCAAGAUUAAUUAUUACGGACCAAAGAGAAUGUGUGAGGCGUUUAUUCCCCUUUUGCAGUUAUCUGAUUCUCCAAGAAUCAUCAAUGUAUCAUCCUACAUGGGUCAACUUAAGAAUUUGCUAAACGAAUGGGCAAAAGGAAUUCUGAGCGACGCAGAGAAUCUCACUGAGGAGAGAAUCGACCAAGCCGCGUUGAACGGUUACACGAGGAUCCUAGCGAAGGAACAUCCAGGGUUCCUCGUAAACUCGGUUUGUCCUGGAUUUGUGAAGACGGAUAUGAAUUUCAAGACUGGAGUGUUGUCUGUGGAAGAAGGAGCAUCAAGUCCUGUUAGGUUGGCUUUGCUUCCACAUCAAGAAAUCCCUUGUGGGUGUUUCUUUGAUCGCAAGCAACUCUCAGAGUUCUGA
Messenger RNA from Microthlaspi erraticum, 750 nucleotides. NCBI's taxonomy places the organism in Eukaryota, Viridiplantae, Streptophyta, Magnoliopsida, Brassicales, Brassicaceae. The record is from the annotation of a GenBank genome assembly.